UCGAGCCAAUGGGACGAUAGCAGCAUUGUGUGACCGAAGCAGGCCAGGGUCUGCCGGGCUCAUUUCGCCGCUUCUCCACCCGGCUGGUCUUUUUGGAUCUCACUGCAAUGGCGGAACAGCAGCAGUUCUACCUCUUGCUGGGCAACCUGAUGAGCCCUGACAACAACGUCAGGAAACAAGCGGAGGAGACUUAUGACACCAUCCCGGGUCAGAACAAGAUCACAUUCUUGCUGCAGGCCAUCAGAGAUGCAUCUGCUGCAGAGGAGGUCAAACAGAUGGCGGCGGUGCUGCUGCGGCGGCUGCUGUCUUCUUCCUUCGAGGAGAUCUACCCGGGGCUGACCCUGGAGAUGCAGACAGUCAUCAAGACAGAGCUGCUGACCAGCAUCCAGCAGGAGACCUCGCCAAACAUCCGCAAGAAGGUCUGCGACAUUGCAGCCGAGCUCUGCCGCAACCUCAUCGAUGACGAUGGGAAUAACCAAUGGCCAGAGUUGCUCAAGUUUCUGUUCGACUCUGUGAACUCGGACAAUGUUGGCCUGCGAGAAGCUGCCCUGCACAUAUUCUGGAACUUCCCAGGAAUCUUCGGCAACCAGCAGCAGCAUUAUAUGGAGGUUAUCAAGCGCAUGCUUGUUCAGUGCAUGCAGGACCAGGCAAACCCACAGAUUCGUACCCUGGCGGCUCGGGCUGCAGCAUCCUUUGUCCUUUCCAACGAAAGCAACACCGCACUGCUGAAGCAUUUUGCUGACCUGCUCCCAGGCAUCCUGCAGGCAGUGAACGAGUCGUGCUACCAGUCAGACGACUCUGUGCUCAAGUCCUUAGUGGAAAUUGCAGACACAGCACCCAAAUACCUGAGACCCAACCUGGAGGCCACUCUGCAGCUCUGCCUGAAGCUGUGUGCCGACUCCAACCUGACCAACAUGCAGAGGCAGUUGGCACUGGAGGUCAUCGUCACCCUAUCUGAGACUGCAGCAGCCAUGCUGAGGAAGCACACAGCCAUUGUGGCUCAGAGUGUGCCCCAGAUGCUGGCUAUGAUGGUGGACCUUGAGGACGAUGAUGAGUGGGCCAUGGCCGAUGAGCUGGAGGACGAUGACUUUGACAGUAACGCUGUGGCUGGGGAGAGUGCUCUUGACAGAAUCGCCUGCGGCCUGGGAGGAAAGAUAAUUUUGCCCAUGAUCAAACAGCACAUCAUGCAGAUGCUGCAGAACCCUGACUGGAAGUACCGCCAUGCCGGGCUGAUGGCGCUGUCGGCCAUCGGUGAGGGCUGCCACCAGCAGAUGGAGGCCAUCCUUCAGGAGAUUGUCAGCUUUGUUCUCCUCUUCUGCUCCGAUCCUCACCCAAGGGUACGCUAUGCUGCCUGCAACGCUAUUGGACAAAUGGCCACAGACUUCGCCCCAACCUUCCAAAAGAAAUUCCACGAUAAGGUGAUUUCAGCCCUGCUUCAGACCAUGGAGGACCAGAGUAACCCUCGGGUGCAGGCGCACGCUGCCGCCGCCCUCAUCAACUUUACAGAGGACUGUCCCAAAUCAUUGCUGAUCCCUUACCUGGAUAGCUUGGUGCAGCACCUUCACGUCAUCAUGGUGGCCAAGCUGCAAGAGUUGAUCCAGAAGGGCACCAAACUGGUCCUGGAGCAGGUUGUGACGUCCAUCGCCUCGGUGGCUGACACGGCCGAGGAGAAGUUUGUGCCAUACUACGACCUGUUCAUGCCCUCGCUCAAACACAUCGUAGAGAACGCCGUGCAGAAAGAGCUCCGGCUGCUGCGCGGCAAGACCAUCGAGUGCAUCAGCCUCAUCGGCCUGGCUGUCGGCAAGGAGAAGUUCAUGCCAGAUGCCUCCGCCGUCAUGCAGCUGCUCCUCAAAACCCAGACAGACUUCAAUGACCUGGAGGAUGACGAUCCGCAGAUCUCGUACAUGAUCUCAGCCUGGGCCAGGAUGUGCAAGAUCCUGGGGAAGGAGUUUCAGCAGUACCUGCCUGUGGUGAUGGGCCCCCUGAUGAAGACCGCCUCCAUCAAGCCGGAGGUGGCCCUGCUCGACACCCAGGACAUGGAGAACAUAUCGGAGGACGACGGCUGGGAGUUUGUCAACCUGGGAGACCAGCAGAGUUUUGGCAUCAAGACAGCCGGCCUGGAGGAGAAGGCCACCGCCUGCCAGAUGCUGGUGUGUUACGCCAAAGAGCUGAAGGAGGGUUUCGUGGAGUACACGGAGCAGGUGGUGAAGCUGAUGGUUCCUCUACUCAAGUUUUACUUCCACGAUGGCGUGCGGGUGGCUGCAGCAGAGUCCAUGCCCCUGCUGCUGGAGUGCGCACGGGUUCGAGGACCAGAGUACCUCACCCAGAUGUGGCACUUCAUGUGCGACGCUCUCAUCAAGUCCAUCGGUACUGAGCCGGACUCCGACGUCCUGUCGGAGAUCAUGCACUCCUUUGCCAAGUGCAUUGAGCUGAUGGGAGACGGCUGUCUGAACAAUGAGCAUUUUGAGGAGCUGGGCGGCAUCUUGAAAGGAAAACUGGAGGAGCAUUUUAAGAACCAGGAGCUCAGACAGGCCAAGAGACAGGAUGAAGAUUAUGACGAGCAGGUGGAGGAAACAUUACAAGAUGAGGAUGAGAACGAUGUGUACAUCCUGACCAAAGUGUCGGAUAUCCUGCACUCUGUGUUCAGUAGUUACAAAGAGAAGGUGCUGCCUUGGUUUGAACAGCUGCUGCAGCUCAUCGUUCAGCUAAUAUGUCCCAACAGGCCGUGGGCGGACAGACAGUGGGGUCUGUGCAUCUUUGACGAUGUGGUGGAGCACUGCAGCCCUUCCUCCUUCAAAUACGCCGAGUAUUUCCUGCAGCCGAUGGCGCAGUCACUUGGCGACUCGAGCCCCGAGGUCCGACAGGCGGCCGCCUACGGCGUUGGUGUCAUGGCUCAGUACGGAGGAGAGCGCUACCGCCCGUUCUGUACAGAGGCCAUCCCCGUGCUGGUCAGAGUCAUCCAGGCAGCCGACUCGCGCUCCAAGGAGAAUGUCAACGCUACAGAGAACUGCAUCUCUGCUGUUGGGAAGGUCAUGAGGUUUCGGCCAGAGUGCGUAAACGUUAACGAGAUCCUCCCCCAUUGGCUCAGCUGGCUACCGCUCAACGAGGACAAAGAGGAGGCCGUCCACACAUUUGACUUCCUGUGUGACCUCAUUGAAAGCAACAACCCCAUUGUCCUCGGACCAGACAACUCCAACCUUCCCAAAAUCUUCCUAAUCAUCGCAGACGGAGUUGCAAACGAAUCGGUGAAGACUGUAGACGCGUGCAGCAAACGUCUGGCGAAUGUCAUCCGUCAAGUACAGGUGUCAGCAGGAUUAUGGACGCAGUGUGUAUCCACACUGAACGAGACGCAGCAGAAAGCCAUACAGGACCUACUGAAUACUGCCUGAGCCUCAAUCCCCGGUCACCUCCCCGCUCUUUAAAAAGCCCAUGAAGAAAAGUUGAGCUCCUGGAUCUCCUCCAUACACUCCCUCUUCUUCCUCCUGCUCUGAUCUGUAGUGUGUAUGGACGCCGGCUUCACCCCCACCACCCCCCACCCUAUUAUUAUACAACUCCACCUACAUUCAGCCGACUGGGGGGGAGCAGGUUGGAUAUUUAUGACUAUGGAGGACAUUGGCCAUCCACCUCAAAGACUUUCACCCUGUAUCCAAGGACGUGGCAACAAGAGUAAAGUGUCAGUCAUCCCCAUCUUAUCGCCGUUACACGUCUUCUAUCUGGACGUUUUGUUUCCAACCAUUCCCUGAUGUUUGACUUCGUGCCCAGAGGGACUCAUUCUCCACGUCGCCCAACAAACUCAUUGGACAGUCAGGCUCAGAGGGGCCAUAGUGGGGGAAAUGGGGACAGGACUUUCUAGUGGACUGAGAAUUGAAUGAGAUGGAAAUGCACACUGGGCGAUCACUGCCUGUCUCCUGUGAAUUUAUUUUUUAUUUUUUAUUUUAUUUCUUUUCACGUUCGGUGUUCCCAGUGUUAUCUGGGGGGGAAACGGCCUCUGUCUGCCGCAGCUCAGAGGGUGUGUUUCAAAAGUAACGGCAUGUUAAGUGGCUAACUCUAGAAAAUAUAAAUAGUUAGGAAAUUUACAUCAUCGUUUUCUGGGAGAGUUGACAUUGAUUUAAGCAGCUUUUCCUCCAUAGCCUUCCAGAUAGCUGUUGACCGGAAAUGAGUCUGAAGGUAAAAUGUUGGCUGAACGGUUCUCAGCCCUUAAGGUAGCAGUGUAAGGGGCUCUCGGAAAAGCAGAGCAAUAAUCUGUAGUUGGUCACAGACGCAUAGCGAGUGACAAGUUGGAGGAAUGAACGGUUGAGGAAAGUGAAUUGUAGAGUAUCUGUAAAAUGCGUACUACCAUACUCUUAACUUUAUGGUUUGACCCUUUGCAGUCCUGCAGGUAUGUGAUGGAAUUCCAGAAACUACCAACAAUAAAAUUCCAUUUGAGAAUUCUGAGAAA
Messenger RNA from Morone saxatilis (striped sea-bass), 4438 nucleotides. It is a transcript of the gene ipo5, whose product is annotated as karyopherin (importin) beta 3. The transcript is spliced from 26 exons. Gene Ontology annotation, molecular function: protein binding; nuclear import signal receptor activity. Gene Ontology annotation, cellular component: cytoplasm; nucleus. The record is from RefSeq and is a predicted model, not a curated record. Gene Ontology annotation, biological process: protein import into nucleus. Lineage: Eukaryota; Metazoa; Chordata; Actinopteri; Moronidae. Bases 108 to 3389 code for a protein of 1093 amino acids.